UUACCAACAUGUAGAAGUGAUUGUACGUGUUGCAAUGAAGAGUCCAGCCACACUGAAUCACCACAAGGAUCACUACAUCUACGUGCGAGGGUUCAAAUUUUCAGCAACCAUUAAAGCUGCUUAACAGAAUGACUUCCUGUUCUGUUGUUCUCGAGGCUCCUGUGCAAAGGGUUGCUAUCUUUGGAGGAACUCAUGGCAAUGAGUUAUCAGGGGUAUUUCUAGUCAAGCAUUGGCAAAAGAAUGGAGCUGAGAUUCAGAGAUCAGGGCUCCAAGUGACACCAUUUAUUACCAACCCAAGAGCUGUGAAGAAAUGUACUAGAUAUAUUGACUGUGACCUGAACCGUGUUUUUGACCCUGAUAAUCUUGGCAGAAAAGUGAUGGAAGAUAUUCCAUAUGAAGUAAGAAAGGCUCAGGAAAUCAAUAAUUUAUUUGGUCCAAAAGGUAGUGAUGUUGCCUAUGACCUUAUUUUUGAUCUUCACAACACAACUUCUAACAUGGGUGGUACUCUUAUUCUUGAAAACUCCGGGAAUGACUUUAUAAUGCAAAUGUUUCAUUAUAUUAAGAACGCUUUGGCUCCAGAAAGCUGUCCUGUUUUCCUGAUUGAGCAUCCUAACUUGAAAUAUGCAACAACUCGAUCUAUAGCAAAGCAUCCUGUUGGUGUUGAAGUUGGACCUCAGCCUCAAGGAGUUCUUAGAGCUGAUAUUUUGGACAAAAUGCGGAAGAUUAUCAAACAUGGUCUUGAUUUUGUGCGCAUUUUUAAUGAAGGGGAAGAAUUUCCACCAUGUACAAUUGAAGUUUACAGAAUAAUAGAGAAAGUAGACUAUCCCAGGAAUAAAAACGAUGACAUUAUUGCUAUUAUUCACCCUUGCCUACAGGAUCAAGAUUGGCAGCCAUUGAACAAAGGGGAUCCAGUAUUUUUAACUUGUGAUGGAGAAACCAUUGCAUAUGAAGGGGAUUCUACAGUAUACCCAACGUUUGUGAACGAGGCUGCCUAUUAUGAAAAGAAACAAGCUUUUGUGAAAACGGUCAAAGUAAAGCUUACCGCAAAAGGCCUCAGGUCCUCUUCAUCUUAGAAGUAGACUAUUUUAAAAGAUUAUUGAAAUAUUUCAUAAAUACAGGGCCAAAUUAAUUGCCAUCUACUUCAUGUAAUCCAGCUGAAGUCAGUGGGGAUACAUGAAGUAUGACUAUAGAAUAUAACCCUUAUUUUUACAUUACAAUUCAGUUAAUAUUGCUAAGUACUUUUAAAAUCCAAAGCAGUCAGAAUUUAAAGUACUACUAGUAUUUAUCAAUGUUUAAUUGGUUCUUUAAGUUACAGAGCAUAAAAUUUAUUAAUUUAUAUAGUUCAUUAUUUCUUUAAUAUUGCAUAACUAUGUCUAAAUAAUUCACCAAAUUAUGUUUCCCCAAAUACAAUAAAGAAUUGUGUGAUUUGAGGUCUACAUUAUUAAAAAAUUGCACACAUUAUCAGGAGAAUGUUUCACUGAGUAUAAGUUAUGAAAUACAAUGGAAACCAGUCAUAAUUAUGCAUUGUCUAAUUAAUGCGAAGGACAAAUAUAUAAAAAACUGAUUUUUAUUGAUUUACGGCAAAUGUGUUUACAUUCAGUUUGUUUCACACACAGGAUUUUACUUCAUGGGCAAUAAUUGUGGACUAUGUAAGGACUUUGUAGAAAACGCCAUUAUUUCUGCAGUAAUGCCAACAUUAGUCUUUAAAGGGAUAAUUUUUGGUUUAUCUGCAUAUUACUAACAAGAAAUAUCAAUUCAGAUGCUUUGUGUAUGGCCUCAUGGGUCAUUUUUGUGUUGGGUCCAUUACAGAAGUACUUUCAAAGUUCUACUCCCAAGAGUAAAAAUAGUCAGGGAAAUAAAACCAAAACUAGGUAAUGGCAAAUGUCACCCCUUUAUAACGUACCCAUAACUGAAACCCACUGCAAGACUUCUGUUUCAAGAAUUGGAGAAAUCUAGAACAUGUUGAAAAACACAGCAGGUGUAUGGGGAGAAAGGGCAGGAAAAGAAAUUUUAAGUUAAGCAUUUUGGGUAAAACACAAAAACUAGGCGGAAUGGUACAAAUAUGAUGAUGAUUAUCCCAGUGCAGGAAAUACUCCUCUUGGGCUUGUUGUUCAUUUUUUAGCCAUUUAUUUGUGAGGUUAUUCAAGGUUUGAAAGCUUGCUCACAAACCAAGUAUUCCUAAAACUUGAGAACUCAGAACUGUGCUUAAAUUGAAAUACAGGUGGAUAUUUCAUAUGAGCCCUGAAAUAAAGGGCGGAUGAUAUCUUAUGAAGUGGGAUACAUUGCGUUUGGGGUAUACAAUUACGUUUUUUCCCUUCUGUGCACUGGCUGCAAUAUGGUAUAUACAGAAAAAUUCAGAACAUUUUCUUCUUUGAUUAUAACUCUACAUUUGUUAACACUGCUUUACGUGCUAAGGCCAUAUGCAGUGCUCCCAGAAAUCUUGUGUUCCUACCAGUGUCCUUAUUUAGGUAACCAAAAAAGAAUGAAUAAAUAAAAUUAAUGGACCAAAAAGUAUGAUAUUUCCCUUUUCCUUUGAGAAGUGAUCUAUUCCUUAUCCAUUGUUGCCAACCAAUAUCCUUUAUCUUUACCUUGUGUUCCAACUCUAACAUGAAGGCAAUAAUACAACACAAAAGAGCCAAAGAUGACAGAGAAAAUUAAAUAUUUAUUAAAUUAUCAUGUUUUGUCUUUAACUUUAAAUAAAUAUUAUAUAAAAAAGAACAGAAUCUGAUCUACUGUGCUUAUUAUUCAUCAUCAACCUGGUCAUGGUCAUCUUGUGACUCAAAGAUACUGGUGCUGAAUGGUCUGGCUAGGCAGUUCUAAGGAUCUAAUCCAGUUCUUAUUACUACACAAAACACAUAUCGGGAUUUUCAUCUUUUCUGAGUGCCUCUUUUUAUCUUUAAAAUAACUCAACAAACAAACUAUUUUAUCGAAGCCAUGAAGAUUCAAGCACAUUGUACAGAAAUAUUAGCAAAUUUUCAACAUGCUUAAAAUAAAAAUAUGGCAUUUAAUAUAUACACAUGUAAACAAUACCAUUCAUAGUUAUAAGUUUUGAUAACCAGUCAACUAGA
Alligator sinensis (Chinese alligator) is the source of this 3068-nucleotide messenger RNA. RefSeq names its product aspartoacylase (gene ASPA). Gene Ontology annotation, molecular function: hydrolase activity, acting on ester bonds; hydrolase activity, acting on carbon-nitrogen (but not peptide) bonds, in linear amides. NCBI's taxonomy places the organism in Eukaryota, Metazoa, Chordata, Crocodylia, Alligatoridae. The record is from RefSeq and is a predicted model, not a curated record. The coding region runs from base 129 to 1073 and encodes 314 amino acids. The transcript has 7 exons.